GUUCUCCGUAUCCUUGGCGCUUGACGCAGCGAUGCGUGCCUAACGCGCGACACCUCUUGAAGCUCUCUCCAGCAAGCCCCCGAACCCACCACAUCAACACCUCUCACUUGGAUCGCCAAAUACUCUCUUCACUUCCAUCCUCGAGCUUCACAUACCAAAGAUGGACACACUCGUCACCCAGUACAGCCGCCCGGCGUUCGAAAACGAGGGCUACUCGCAGGAUGAACAACAGGAGCUAUCACAGGUUGCGCCGUCGCUGUCGCUGAAGUUUGCGCUACCUCCAGUAGCUCAGUCAUCAGCCUGGCUUCGAUCAAUGACGGACGACUUCUCCAACCCAAACUGCCCCAUCAAGAUCGCUCACGGCACGACCACCCUAGCAUUCAGGUUCAAGGGUGGCAUUAUCGUUGCGACGGACUCGAGAGCUACGGCUGGAAAUUGGAUAGCUAGUCAGACGGUGAAGAAGGUCAUUGAGAUCAACAACUGCUUGCUCGGAACCAUGGCUGGUGGUGCGGCUGACUGCCAAUACUGGCUGGCAUAUCUAGGCAUGCAGUGCCGUCUACACGAACUCCGACACAAGCGCCGUAUUUCCGUGGCCGCGGCCUCCAAGAUCCUCGCCAACUUAGUCUACUCGUACAAGGGGAUGGGCUUGAGCAUGGGCACCAUGUGUGCUGGUGUAACGCCCCAGGAAGGCCCAGCCCUCUACUACAUCGAUAGCGACGGCACACGCCUCGCUGGAAACCUCUUCUGCGUUGGCUCCGGUCAGACAUUUGCCUAUGGCGUGCUGGACGCUGAAUACAGCUACGAUCUGAGCGACGAGGCCGCGCUAGAGCUGGGCCGACGAAGCAUUCUCGCCGCCACCCACAGGGACGCCUACUCGGGAGGCUACAUCAACCUGUAUCAUGUGAAGGAGGAUGGAUGGGUCAAGCACGGCUUCAGCGAUACGAACCCGAUAUUCUGGAAGACGAAGCUGGAGAAGGGCGAGUUCUCCAAUGUCACUUCGGAGUUGGUUUGAGGGCAGUCUUAGCAUACAUGGACAAUGGAGCACUUUUGCGAACUAGAUGAGCAAGCAACGUGGAAUGGAGCAAUUGCUACUACUGUGUAGUUUCUACCUUAUUGUGAUAAUAGUUUCACGGGUAGGAGUUGGUAGCAAAUGAACUACUCCUUUAUGAGACCUUGUUCCCCUCGACGGCCAGGAUUUGAAUGCGGCAAAGCCCUAUUUCCAGAGUAACCCACCUGCAUCCCCAUUCCAAAACGCGCUGUAGCGUAUGUGAUAUCCGCGCAAUCAUUCAAACCCCCUCUGAUCAGCCCAGCGCCUUGGUCUUGCUCUCCUUCUGUAUCUUCAUAACAUUAAGCACAUCAGUCGCACUAUUCUUGUCCCCCUUUCUCUUCUUGGGACCGCGCUUCCUCUUCUUAUCACCCUUCUUUCCGUC
This is a messenger RNA of Mytilinidion resinicola, 1430 nucleotides long. RefSeq names its product N-terminal nucleophile aminohydrolase. Gene Ontology annotation, cellular component: proteasome core complex. Bases 161 to 1012 code for a protein of 283 amino acids. The transcript is spliced from 4 exons. NCBI's taxonomy places the organism in Eukaryota, Fungi, Ascomycota, Dothideomycetes, Mytilinidiales, Mytilinidiaceae. Gene Ontology annotation, molecular function: threonine-type endopeptidase activity. The record is from RefSeq and is a predicted model, not a curated record.